Molecule: messenger RNA, 792 nt
Organism: Venustampulla echinocandica
Lineage: Eukaryota; Fungi; Ascomycota; Leotiomycetes; Helotiales; Pleuroascaceae
Exons: 1
Coding region: 1-792 (263 amino acids)
Biological process (GO): cytokinin biosynthetic process
Cellular component (GO): cytosol
Molecular function (GO): hydrolase activity, hydrolyzing N-glycosyl compounds
Source: RefSeq, a predicted model, not a curated record
AUGGCAUCCGGCGGCGCGUCUCCCGCGCCCUCAAUCACCUCAGACCUAUCUGCAGGUGCCUUGAAGUCAGUUCGAGGGAUAGCACUCCUCAAUGCAGCAUACAAACCACCCACUGACACUGACCCUGCGUCCACUCCAACCAAGAUAUGCGUCUUCUGUGGUGCCUCACCAGGAAAGUCACCAGCACACCUCGAAGCAGCACGAUUCCUAGCCCAAGUAAUGGCAAAAGACAAUAUCCACCUGGUGUACGGUGGCGGGACUGUUGGCCUCAUGGGCGAGGUAGCUCGCACACUGGUUUCUCUUUCUGGCCCCGAGGCAGUCCAUGGCGUUAUUCCAGCGCCACUGGUGAAGUACGAGCGUGGACCGGAGAGUGAGAAGGCGAGCGACCAUGCUCUCGAGGGGAUACUACCCGACUACGAGAUAUAUGGUAAAACAACUGUGGUGCGCGACAUGCAUACGCGGAAGCAGAUGAUGGCACAGGAAGUGCUUGCUGGUGGUCCUGGCAGCGGGUUUGUGGCGCUAAGUGGAGGAUAUGGGACCAUGGAGGAGUUAAUGGAAGUGGUUACGUGGAAUCAGCUCGGGAUCCAUGAUAGAGGUGUUGUGGUGUUGAACGUGGAGGGGUAUUGGGAUGGUUUGAUACAGUGGAUAAAUCAUAGCGUGGAAGCGGGGUUUGUGGGGGAGACUAAUCGAUCAAUUGUCGGCGAGGCGAAGAAUGGGAAGGAAGCUGUGCAGCUUCUCCGGGACUAUAAGGGCUCAGAGGGGCGGUUCAAGCUUGAGUGGGGGAAUCAGUAG